GUUGUUUAACAGGCACGGAGACAACGUUGACCCCAAAGUUUAUCAGAUGAAGCAGUCUGGAGUUCAGAAAAUAAUCAUCGCUCCAGUAUCAUUUAAACUAAAGAUACCAAUUCGCGCGGUUGUGAGGCGCGUGCGCAGUUCGAGCCGGUUUGAUAUCUACAUACAUAUUUAUAAUGGGUGGUAACUAUUCCGCGAUGGAUCCGAUGGAAGUUCCUGUCCCGGACCUAACGAAAUUAUUCGAAAGAGAUGGUUAUUUGAAGCCGUACGAACGGGAAAUUCGUCGCAGAUAUGCGUGCUACAAGGACCUCUGGGAACGCAUCGAGUCUUGGGAGGGAGGCGUGGAGGGCUUCACCCGAGGGUACAAGUACUUCGGGCCACAGUUCCACGCAGACGGAUCAGUAACAUGGAGAGAAUGGGCGCCGGGUGCCCACACCAUGCAUCUGCAGGGAGAAUUCAACGGCUGGAACUCAAAGAGCCAUCCAUUCAAGAAGCUGGAAUUCGGCAAAUGGGAGUUGCACAUUCCCGCCAAUCCUGACGGCUCCUGCGCCUUCAAGCACGACAGCCGAGUCCAGAUCAUCGUGAAUGACCACCUCUACAGGAUCUCUCCCUGGGCCAGCUACGUGAAGCCGUUCGAGGGAUUCACGUAUCAGCAUUUCAUUUACAAGCCAGAGCAGCCAUACCAAUUCAAACACCAGAAGGUGGAUAAGCCAGCGUCACUCAGGAUUUACGAAUGCCACGUUGGUAUCGCCACUUCUGAAGGCAGAGUUGGCACCUACACUGAAUUCAAAGACAACAUUCUACCCAGGAUAAAGAAACAAGGAUACAAUGCUAUCCAGCUCAUGGCCAUCAUGGAACACGCGUAUUACGCGUCAUUCGGAUACCAAGUCACAAGUUUCUUUGCGGCUAGCAGUCGCUACGGCACCCCUUGCGAGCUGAAGCAGCUGAUCGACAGGGCGCACGAGCUCGGGCUCUACGUGCUUCUAGACGUGGUCCAUUCUCACGCCUCCAAGAACACCCUGGACGGGCUUAACGAGUUCGACGGAACCAACUCGUGCUACUUCCACGAUGGGCCGCGCGGCACGCACUCGCUUUGGGACAGCAGGCUGUUCAACUACUCAGAAACUGAAGUCCUCAGAUUUUUGUUAUCCAAUCUCCGGUGGUAUCAAGAAGAGUACCAGUUUGAUGGAUUCAGGUUCGACGGCGUGACGUCAAUGCUGUACCACAGCCGCGGCAUCGGCGAGGGCUUCUCGGGGCACUACGACGAGUACUUCGGGCUCAACGUCGACACCGAAGCGCUCAUCUACCUCAUGCUCGCCAACAUGCUCGUGCACAAAACUGACAACAGGGCCAUCACCAUUGCUGAGGACGUAUCCGGCAUGCCCGGGUCCUGCAGACCAGUGACAGAGGGUGGCACCGGGUUCGACUACCGGCUGGGCAUGGCCAUCCCCGACAUGUGGAUCAAGCUGCUGAAGGAGGAGCGCGACGAGGAUUGGAAAAUGGGCCACAUCGUGCACACGCUCACGAAUCGACGCUGGAUGGAGGGGACCGUGGCUUAUGCUGAGAGCCACGAUCAGGCGCUAGUAGGCGACAAGACGAUCGCCUUCUGGCUGAUGGACGCGGCAAUGUAUACGCACAUGAGCACCUUAAGCGAGCCCAGCGCCGUCAUCGAGCGCGGCCUCGCGCUGCACUGCAUGAUCCGCCUCAUCACGCACGCGCUGGGAGGCGAGGCGUACCUCAACUUCAUAGGCAACGAGUUCGGUCACCCCGAGUGGCUGGACUUCCCGCGCGCGGGCAACAACUCGUCGUACCACUACGCGCGCCGCCAGUGGCAGCUGGUGGACGACGACCUGCUCAAGUACAAGUUCCUCAACCAGUUCGACCGCGACAUGAACGAGCUAGAUGAGAAGUACCGUUGGCUCGCCUCCGACCCUGCCUACGUAUCUUGCAAGCACGAGGGCGACAAGGUGAUCGCGUUCGAGCGGGCUGGCCUGCUGUUCGUGUUCAACUUCAACGCCUACCAGAGCUUCACGGACUACAGGAUCGGCGUCAAUCAAUCGGGCAAUUAUAAGGCUGUACUUUGCUCCGACAGUAAGAAAUACGGAGGUUUCGGCCGUGUAGAAACUGAUGGUGACUCCCAUUUGACGCAAGGCACACCUUGGGCCAAUCGAAAUGAUUCUAUACAGGUUUACAUCCCUACCCGUACUGCAAUAGUGUAUGCCCGAAGUGAUUAAAUAUUACUAAGUUUUUAAUUAAUUUUAUUUCUGAUAAUGUUGAUUUUAUUAUACAAGUUUUGGUUCUUU
Molecule: messenger RNA, 2300 nt
Organism: Ostrinia furnacalis (Asian corn borer)
Lineage: Eukaryota; Metazoa; Arthropoda; Insecta; Lepidoptera; Crambidae
Gene: AGBE
Product: 1,4-alpha-glucan-branching enzyme
Exons: 14
Coding region: 174-2231 (685 amino acids)
Biological process (GO): glycogen biosynthetic process
Cellular component (GO): cytoplasm
Molecular function (GO): cation binding; hydrolase activity, hydrolyzing O-glycosyl compounds; 1,4-alpha-glucan branching enzyme activity
Source: RefSeq, a predicted model, not a curated record